AUUUUGUUUUACUUCUACUUUCAUUUUUGCUUUGACCCCAAAACUGUCACAGAGCCUGUCUAAUGCAAUAUAAUAUUUCAGUAAUUUUGUAUAUAGAAAGCUAAAGAUAUACAAGGCGCGUAGGUCUUUACCUGUAUAGCUACCCAAGUGCCAAGUAAAAUGCACUGUCACAACUAGCAUAGAAACUCAACUGAAAAUGAAUAAAGCCUCUCGACUCGUUCAAGUUGUAAAUCUGGGUCGCAUGGGAUUUAAGGAGGCAGAAAUAGUCCAGAAUAAGUACAAACAGAAUCAUAUUGACUCCCUACAUGGUAAAACACCAUCGGCGAGUGACACUCUUUUGUUAGUUGAACAUGACCCUGUGUACACAGUUGGGAUCCGCAGCAAGAAUUAUGAAGAAGAAACUGAAAAAAAACUGCUAGCGACUGGAGCUGACUUUGUCCGUACAGAUAGAGGAGGCCUUAUUACAUAUCAUGGCCCAGGACAAUUAGUCGCAUACCCGAUCAUCAAUUUGAAACAUUUCAAGUCAAGCAUGAAGUGGUACGUGUGUGCCUUGGAGAAAACCAUGAUUGAUAUGUGUAGGAGGUUUGGUUUGAUGGCAAAUGCUGACCAAGAGACUGGAGUGUGGAUAGAGGACAGAAAAAUUGGAGCCAUAGGAAUUCAUGGGAGUCGCUUUAUAACAACUCAUGGAAUAUCCCUAAACUGCAACACAGAUCUUGACUGGUAUAAACACAUCGUACCAUGUGGAAUAGAGGACAAAGGAGUUACUUCCCUUACUGAGGAACUGGAAGAAGAGGUCAAAGUUCAAGAUGCAAUUUGGCCAUUUAUAGAAAGUUUUAAGAAGCAGUUUGAUUGUGACCUAUCUUUUGAACAUCUUUCUAAUCAAGAUCUUUCAAUUUUAAAGGAGAGUGAAUUAAAAACCAUACAAAUGAGAAUAAAAUCUGCAUUUAAACAAAAAAUAAACAAUGCUAGCUACAUUUAGUGUGCUUU
This is a messenger RNA of Magallana angulata, 987 nucleotides long. RefSeq names its product putative lipoyltransferase 2, mitochondrial. Gene Ontology annotation, biological process: protein lipoylation. Gene Ontology annotation, cellular component: mitochondrion. Lineage: Eukaryota; Metazoa; Mollusca; Bivalvia; Ostreida; Ostreidae. Gene Ontology annotation, molecular function: lipoyl(octanoyl) transferase activity. Bases 197 to 979 code for a protein of 260 amino acids. The transcript is spliced from 3 exons. The record is from RefSeq and is a predicted model, not a curated record.